AAAAUAAGGGACUCUGAAACUAGUUUCGUCAUUCGGGCACGGUUCAGCAAAAUCCGGCGCUCGACGUGACGCCUGCGCUCCUCAGAUUCCUAGCGCGCAUUUCGAGUCACUGCUUCAAAAUCCCUCCUCUUUUUGUCCAUUUGGAAUUCGCCCUCCCGCGGUCUCUUCUCAACGAUCUCCACUAGUUCUACUGUUCCCCUCGCUCGAUCGAUCCGCGGUUUCUUCCUUAACUCAGAUAGAAACCCUAGCUGUUCGCGCGGUUGGAAGAUGGUCGGAGACGCGAAGGAGUGCGUUCAAGCGGCUCUGUCGGUUGAACCGCUGACAGUAUCCACGAGCUGCGGAGAAGAUGCGCCGAUGGCGGAUUCGUCGCUGGGCAAGGCCGGGAGGCGAUUUAGCGCCAGGUUGCUGGGGAAACGACAUCAUUACGGCAGUCCGAAGCAGUCGGAGCCAGGUCCCGGUGACAACAUAGCAAAAAAAAUGGCAGGAGAGGGUAGUGUUGAUGGUGGAGAUGGCUGCUCCCGGAAUGGAGCUGCGAAGAGUGACCAUGGCGAAGCUGCGACCACUGAGUUGCCCACUGCCAAGGUCGCUACCCGAUCCAGUCCCAGGCUUGCAGAGAAACAGCGGCCAAAUUGCAGUGACAAGCAACCCGAGAAGGGUCCUAGGAAAGAAAUCGUGAAAAUGAGGGCCAUAAGGGACCUCUCGCUUAUGCAAGCUACCAACAGUGAGGAUACGGCGGCUCUUGGCAAGGUUGAUGCUAACGCACAGGGUAGUGUUGAUGGUGUGGGUGGUACCUCCCAGAAUGGAGCAGUGAAGAGUGAUCAAAUGAAGGUUAAGGAGUCACUGCGGGUUUUUAACAGUCACUAUCUUCAUUUUGUUCAGGUGGAAGAGCAGAGAGUAAAGCAAGUUGAAGUCAAACAAUUAGCAAAUUGUAAGGCUGCAAAAGUCAAGGUUCCAAAAAAGAAGAUUGUAGGCAGCAGUGAAGAUGAAAUAAAACGAGGUUCAAAAAGGCCUGAUCUCAAAGCAAUCACCAAAAUGAUCGAGAAUAGAUCUGUUUUAUAUCCAGAGAAAAGAAUAGGCCAUCUUCCAGGUAUUGAUGUUGGGCAUCAAUUCUAUUCACGUGCUGAAAUGGUGGUUAUUGGUAUACAUAGCCAUUGGUUAAAUGGAAUUGAUUACAUGGGGAUGUCUUAUGCUAAGCAGGAAAAAUAUAAGGGUGUUACUUUUCCACUCGCUGUGUGCAUAGUGUUGUCAGGAAUGUAUGAGGAUGACACUGAUAACGCAGAUGAAAUUCUGUAUACCGGUCAGGGUGGGCAUGAUCUUCUUGGAAACAAGCAACAAAUCAAAGAUCAAAAGUUGGAACGUGGUAAUUUGGCAUUGAAGAAUAGCUUUGAAUCUGGUUUGUCUGUUAGAGUUGUUCGUGGACAUGAAUCUCGAAAUAGCUAUUGUGGAAAAGUAUACACAUACGAUGGCUUAUAUAAGGUUUGUGGAUGGAAAAGGAAUUUUAUUUUUUGGACUAUGUUUAGAUGGUGUUGCACUUUAUGCUGA
Zingiber officinale is the source of this 1542-nucleotide messenger RNA. RefSeq lists its product as uncharacterized. The record is from RefSeq and is a predicted model, not a curated record. NCBI's taxonomy places the organism in Eukaryota, Viridiplantae, Streptophyta, Magnoliopsida, Zingiberales, Zingiberaceae. The transcript is spliced from 8 exons. Bases 268 to 1542 code for a protein of 424 amino acids.